CCAGGAGAGAGUGCUUCUGCUGUACAUUUAAUGAAUCUGAUGUUUCCAUUGUAUUUAGAUUAGAUUGUUGACUGAAACUAUGUUAUAUAGGUUAGUUAAAAAGUAUUUGCUCGAUAAGUUUCCUUGACUGAAACCACAUAUUGAUACGUGAAAGCGGAACUUGGAAAAUUUGUUUACGGUCACAUUUUAUGAAUUUUGUAGCCUUUAUGUCGUUACAGUUACUUGCAAAGAGUUCAUCGGGUAGAGCAUACAUUUGUUUGUACAGACUAUUACGUAUUUUAUAGACUGAGACCAACCAAACACGCCAAUCUUCCGUUUUCACUGACAGCAGCAGACGUGUCUGACGGCGUGUUGUUCUGUGUGACAAAAUCUCCAAUUUCAUGAUCACUGCUCGACAAUCAAGAAUGGAAUAGUUUUUCCUUAAAUGAAUACACAUUAUAAGGGUCCAGUGCUUUUGAUACGCUACGAUGUGAAGUUUUAAGUGAUGGUUCGGUGUUAAAAUCUUUGGCAUUUUAUGAGCACGGACUAGUUCUGCUGUGUAUUAGUGGUGUGCAUUUCGAGAGUCGUUGGAAAUGUAAUUUGGCAACAACAUUUGUUUACUGCAUGCAUGUCAAAAUGGAACAGCAGUUUUUCCAAAAUGUGAAUGGUGCUAGGACGAUGGCACCCGAUGUAAAUAUUCAGUACAUUGACACUGUAGAUGGCGCCCUUCAGUAUAUUGUGAACCAGACGGGAUCGGAACAUCUGAUUGCAAUAGAUCAGUCUACCGGCAGAGCACUGCAGAUUGGAUGCCCAUCGCGCCAACUAAUCAUAGACAACGCAUCUGGACAGCGUGUACUUCUAUUCCGUGAGGUUGAAGUGCCAUCUUCAGCAGCAGCACCUCAACCACAAGUCUCACAACAACAAGAAAGAAAGACAACCUCACCAGCGAUUGGUCAACAGUACGUUGUCACUUCUCCGUCAGCAUCCAGUUUCUUCACAGCAGCUGCUUCACAACAGUCUUCUCUACCACAUUCUACACAUGUACAAACAACUGCAGCACUGGAAAUUGCAUCAUCACUGAGCGACUCACAAGAGGAAAAACAGUCACCACCACAGCAGCAGCAGCAGCAGCAGGAGCAGGCGCUGCUUCAACAGCAACAGCAGCAACACUUGCACCUAGGCCUGCAGCAAAUACACAUACACCAGAGUUCUCCUCCUCCUCCUCCUCCUCCUCCUGCUGCUCAACAGCAACAACAGCAGCAGCAGCAGCAGCAGCAGCAGCAGCAGCAGAUGACAGCAGAUUCACGGUUGCCAUCAGCCAUUAUAGGAUUGGCAUCUAAUAUCAAGGAGAUUCAGCAGAAGCAACAGGACUUGCAGCAGCAGAAGCAGAAGCGACUAGGAGUGGUGGAACAACACAACCACAUCUUGCAGAAGGUACUCCAACAGCGCCAAGAACAGCAGCAGCUGUUACAACAACACCAGAGCCAUUUUAUACAACAGCAGAAGUCGCACCAAGAUCAACAGAAAUCAAAUCAGCAGACACUUCACCUAUUAUUGCGCCAGCAAGAAGGAACGGCACACAAAUGGUGUGAUCAGAUGGAUCUUCAAAAGCAGCCACCACAAGAAGAACAAACACAGCACCAGCAGUCAUGCCUCAGAGUAGAGUUGCAAAAGACACAUGAGCACCAACAACAGCAAGAGCAUCAUAAUUUGCAACCACAGUGCCAACAACAGCUAUCUCAGAAGCAGGAGUUGGAGCAAGAAAUGCAGAAGGAUGUACAGAAAAAGGAAUUCGUGCAACACGAGCAGCUGCAGCAACCACAGGAAGGCUUACCCCAAAACUCACAGCCAUCAUAUCAUGUUCACCAGCAACAGCAAACUCAGGAAAGUCACAUUGUGCAUAACCAGGUUUUAUCAGUGCAACAGCAGCAUCAGCCCCGUCAUGUGUCAACUAUCAGACAGCCUGGUCCAGGCCCUGGUACAAGAACACUCAGCAGUACACAAAGUGGUGCUCCUGUUGAUGGCAACAGUCAAUGCAUUGAGCCAGUUCGUCCUGUUCGGAGACAGUAUCAGAGGACUAAUUCAUCACGCUCACGCUCACAGCAAACCACAACUAAGAAGUCCUUGCCAGUCACACAACCACAAAUACAGAAGCAAAUUCUGGAUAAUGCAUUUAUUCGCAAGCAAGUAUUAGCUGCAUUAUCGCAGCACCAACCUCAACAACAGAAUCAAACCAGACAACAAAAUCAACUACAACCCCAGAAUCAAUCUCAGCAACAGAGUCAACUGCAGCCGCAGAAUCAGCUUCAGCCGCAGAAUCAGCUUCAGCCGCAGAAUCAGCUUCAGCCGCAGAAUCAGCUUCAGCCACAGAAUCAGCUUCAGCCACAGAAUCAGCUUCAGCCACAUCAGUCCCAGAACCUAACCCUGUCUCGUAUUCAGCAUCAAUCUCUUCUGCAGCCUCAACCUCAUCAAUCUCUUCUGCAGCAUCAACCUCUGCCCCAAACCCCAUCACAACCUCAACCUCAAGCCCAAACCCAACCGCAACCCCAGCCUCAACCGCAACCCCAGCCUCAGCUGCAACCCCAGCCUCAACCCCAACCCCAAACCCAACCCCAACCUCCACCCCAACCUCCACCUCAACCCCUACUCCAAACCCAUCCUCAUCCUCAAUCACAAACCCAGACUCAACCCCAACCCCAACUCCAAAUUCAAGCCCAAACUCAACCUGAGUCUCAGUCACAAAACCAAUCUCAACCUCAUAUUCAGGUUCAAGUUUCACAACAGUCACAACUACAACUGCAACUUCAACCUCAGACCCAAUCUCAACCUGUUUCACAUCAGCAGCCUCCAUUGCAGCAUCAGUCUCAGUGCCAACAGCAGCAACAGAUAUCAUUACAGCCACAACUGCAGCAUCAGUUACAGCAGCAGCAGCAGCAGCAGCAGCAGCAGCAACAACAUUUGCAGGAGCCAAAACAGUUGCAACAGCAGCUGCACUCAAACUGCCAGAAGCAACAACCACAGAAGCAGGAUUCAAAGCAGACAAAGAGACAGCCACAGAAGCAAUCACAAAAACAGCAGCAGCCACAUACUCCUCGGAAACGCUCAAACACUAAGCCAAAGCAACCCAAGACUCCUCAGAAACAUCAUGUGCAAGUUCAAGCCCAGCAGCAGCCUCGCACGGAACAGCAACUGAUCAUCCAUCUCUCUAACAAUGAAAAACGGCUGUAUAAGUUUUCUGUGGCUCCAGGACAUCAGCUUACUAUACCGCAAAUGCUUGAACAGGCUGGCCUCCAAGGAAUGAACUUCAAUUUUCUGAACUUGAACCUUCCAACGCAACAACCACCACAGCAGCAGCAGCAUCCUCAAAGCCAUGCACAGUCUCGAGCCACUCAUGUAAAGAUGCAGACUUCACAGAUACCUCAGGCAGCUCAAGAAAUGUCAUCUGUGCAGCAAGGAUCCCAGCUCCAACCGCCUCAACAGUCUCCUGAUCUUCAGACACAGUCAUUACCUCAGCCUCAGCAGGUGGUCCAUGCUCCAUCACGGGACAAGUUAAAGACCCCACCGCUGCAACAGCUCCCGCAACCUCAGCAGCUGCCUGCCUCUCAUCAGUUGCACCCACCUCAGCAACUACCCCCACUUCAGCCAUUGCCUCAUUCACAAACAGUGCAGCUUCCUCAGUCGCCGUCCCCACAGAUGCGUCAGUCUCAGUCUCCCCAACUGCGACAGUCGCAGUCCCCACAACUGCAGCUGCGCCAGCCUCAGUCUCCGCAGAUGUCCCAGGUACCUCCCCAGCAGCUCCCUGUGUCUCAGUCUCAGCAGCUGCCUGUCUCUCAACCACAGCAGAUACUGCUACCUGUAUCACAGCCUCAGCAGGUACUACUGCCUGUGUCACAAUCCCAACAAGUAUCUGGGACACAAUCUCAGCAAGUGGCAGUGUUACAGACCCAACAGAUCCCCAUAUCUCAGUCCCAGUCAGCUCCCCUGUCACAAGUUCAACAGCAACCAUCAUCACAAGUUCAACAGUUACCUCUUGCACAACCUCAGCAACUGCCAGUAUCACAGGUUCGGCACCUGUCUGCUUCACCACCGCAACAACUGUCAGUAUCGCAGCAUCAGCAGCUAUCUGUGACGCAGUCUCAGCAGGUGCCUUUGCCACAUCAGCAACUACUGCUGCCACAAAUACAGCAGCAGAAUGUGUCACAACCACAGCAUCUAGAGCAAACUCAACAAAUUCAGCAGGUGGCACACACCGAAUUGCUCACGCAAUCGCAGCAACUGCUACAUUGCACACAGGUACCGUCAAGUUCUCAGGGCCAGUCGCAGCAGCCAUCCCAGUCUCAGCCUGCAUGUAAUCCCCACCAACAGAUUCAGCCUCAGCUACAGGUCCAACUUCAGCUGACGACUCAACCUCAGCAUAAUUUACAAGAACAACAGUCAACUGUUCAGCAGCAGGCUCAUCGACAAGUUCAGCAGCAGAUUUACCAGCAGCCUCUAAGGCUGCAGUUGCAAUUACCCCAACAUCAGCUUGUUCUACAAACUCCUAACCCAUCUCAAGCUCAAAUCUUACUUCAGAAAAUAAUAGCUGCAAAAUCAAAGUCAUGUGAGGAAAUACAAGUGCCAGCGAUUGUCACAGCUGUACCACAGUCGCCUGCUUCGGAUAAAGAACGUUCUCAGGAUUCGUUACCGGACACAGGCAGCAAUAAUUCUUCUUUGUCUAGUGUCACAACAGUUAUAAGGAAUGUUAACGGGGAAACUACUGUUGAAAUAACGAGACCGAGAAAAGAGGAGCCCAAAUAUGUGGAUGGAAUGCUGGCACUGUGCCACUACUGUGGCUACACCUCCAAUGAUUUCAACUGCUGUCAACGUUGCACGCGAAAGCUGCCCGACAACGUUAAAGCACUACCAUCACAGGGUGUGACAGGAUUACCAACUGGAACUAAGGAGAAGAAGUUCCAUGAUAAAUAUAAAAAGUGGGAAGUACAGGUAUCAAAACCAGGUGCCAAAAAAUCAUCAAAAAGGCCUGUUAAGAAACAAGCCAAACUGGUGGAUGAACCAGUGUGCCUGACGCUUUCCUCUGAUGAGGAAGAGCGUGGGCAUUGUGAAGGGGAGGUGCCACAGAGAGGAUCUGGCCAAUCUGCUGUGCAGAUGGGAUCUGCUGUUGACUUGAAUUGUGAUCUCUCUAGUUCACUUUUGAAAAAGGAACCUCCACCAAACUUUUCAGAUGAAGAAGAUGAGCUGGUCUCUGAUAUUAACAAACUCAAGAGUGUCUGUGGUGGAGGGCGUGAAAUGCAGAGUAUUGUGGAUGGUAGCAUGGUUGGCACAUACACCCUCCUAGAUUGCCGCACAGUUCGGAUUGGGAACUACAAAGUUGUGCCUAAAGACAGAGUCCUGUUGUCAUCAGCUGGUAUAAGGAUUCAGGUGCCAGCGUUAACUGAUGACUCUGCUGUUGUUACGGUGACCAUGGAAAAGUCAGAGCUACGAAAAGUUCUGAUAAAUUUUGGACGUGGAAUGCCAGUGUUGUUCCUCUAUACAAACCGUCUAGCUGCCGAACGUAUUAGGCGGACUCUUAGCAUGGAACCUAGUCGUGGACCUUAUUAUGAUCCCAACAGUCUAGAUGACACUCAGAGACGGAUUACGUUGCUGCCGGAAAGAAUAUCAGAAGAGAGCAAAGUGGCCCUUAAAAACAUUUUUGAAGGUAUUCUUAGUGAGCUCGAUAACAAGGAAGCGAAUGAACUUCUAGUUCGUGCUUCUCCGAGAGAGAUUCAAAGUCUGAUAAAGAAAACAAGUGGUGGAUCGUCAAAUUCCGUAAGAAUAAAGAAUGAAAUACAAACAAUCAUAAUUUAUCCACCUCCGCCUGCGAAAGGAGGAAUACCAAUAAAUACAGAAGAUUAUGCUUGUUUGGGUGAAGACCAGUUUCUGAAUGAUGUAAUAAUAGACUUCUACUUAAAGUUCCUAACUCUCUCUUCAUUGACUCCAGAAGAUCAGGCUCGCACACAUGUAUUUAGCUCUUUUUUCUACAAACGCUUAACAACGCGGCCUGCUAAAGUUUCAAAGCGCCCACAUCCAAUUGAAGACGAUCCAAAGUUGUCUGCUGCAGAGAAGAGGCACAGUCGUGUGAAAGGCUGGACAAAACACGUUAACAUUUUCGAAAAAGAUUUCAUCAUAAUACCAAUAAAUGAACACUGUCAUUGGUUCCUAGCAAUUAUUUGUUUUCCUGGUUUAAAUGGCUGUGUGCGAAUGUCUGACAACACUCCAGUAAAAGAGCUCCCAAAAACACGUCGAAAGGCAGUCACUCAGAAAAGUAUUGUAGAAGAAGCAGGAAAGAGUGUACAGAUAGGAUGCACAACUAUUACACCUGUAAAAGUUGCGACAACCACCAUUACGUUGGAGUCGCCGGAAGAUGAUUGUUCAGAUAGAGAUGAAGCUGAAGGUGAAGAUGAUGAUAUUGUUCGGAGCAGCAGUGAGGAAGAUGAGGACGCUUCUUCUAAACCAGCAGCAACAGUGAAACAUGCUCUUUUUGCUGAUUCCUCUGUUGAUUCUUUUUACCCUAGUAAGAAAUCAGACAGUAAAAACUCUGCAAAAGCAACAAGAGAGCCUAUAAAACAGCCCUGCAUUCUUAUCUUUGACUCACUUUCGGGAGCUAGCCGGACACGUGUUGUGGCAACGCUUAGAGACUAUCUGCGUAUUGAAUAUCGAACGAAGAUGGGUCGCAGCCGAGAUUUCAACAAGGAUACAAUCAAAGGUGCCUCGCCACGUGUCCCACAACAAACAAAUUUUACAGACUGUGGUCUGUACUUGUUGCAGUAUGUCGAGAGUUUCUUCAUGAAUCCAAUAGAUGACUACCAUUUGCCAAUGAAAAAACUAGCAGACUGGUUUCCUGAAGAAGUGGUCAAUCACAAGCGCGAAGACAUCCAGAAAUUGCUUUUAGACCUAAUGCAGAAAUACAAUGUAGACAUAGAAAGUCUUAAUCUGCCAAAGCUUUCCUUUUCAUCAUCCAAGCAGAACAGUGACAGCUGCGACAAUCCUAAUGAACAAGAUAACAGUGCUGAUGAUGAGAAGGAAGCUGCUGGCUCACCUCAGACACCACCAAAAUUGCAGCGACUACAGCAGCAUAUGGAAUCGGAAGCGGAGAUAAUGGUGGCACGUCCACUUGUAAGUUAUGCGGAUAGUGAUGGUGAAAUGGGGCCAGUGGAAACUGAAAAAGAGAGGACAGAUCUGGCAAGUGCUAAUUUUGUUGAUAGUACUGUACCUGUCCCUGUGCUCCACAAAGGAAAGAGAAUUGGUACUGAACGACGAGAUCCAGUUGAUUCAUCAACCGUUACAAAUCCAGUGAAAAGGAUGAGGCCAGCUAGAUAGGAUCAGUUGGUUGCUUACCUGAGCUCUGUAAUCUCUGACCCCCUGCAGUACUCCUUCCUCAGCACCUAUCAGAGUGAGCUGGAGUUAUGUGCUGCAGUCAAUUUGUAACUUAUAUCUACAAUGAAGUUUUGUACAUACUAGAUAUGGUGUACCUAUAGAUUGUGUACAGCACACUGCUACAAUGUUUCAGCUCUCAUAAGUUUUUAAUUAUUAUUUGCUCCUGUGAAAAUGUUAUGUCUUUUAAUGUUUUGUAUUAUAACUAUGUCACUGUAUCUGUUAAGUAUUAUGUACACCAGAUUACAGAGUGGUGUCAUUGAAAUGUCAUUUUGUGAACUAUGUAAACUUCCUUGCUUUUGCAACAAGUUAGUAACAUGAGCAUGGUAGUUAAAAUAAACAAAUAACUAAA
Schistocerca nitens (vagrant locust) is the source of this 7741-nucleotide messenger RNA. Its product is annotated as histone-lysine N-methyltransferase 2D-like. The transcript is spliced from 23 exons. NCBI's taxonomy places the organism in Eukaryota, Metazoa, Arthropoda, Insecta, Orthoptera, Acrididae. Gene Ontology annotation, cellular component: cytoplasm; nucleus. Bases 604 to 7335 code for a protein of 2243 amino acids. The record is from RefSeq and is a predicted model, not a curated record. Gene Ontology annotation, biological process: protein desumoylation. Gene Ontology annotation, molecular function: SUMO-specific endopeptidase activity.